ACUUGAGCAACAGUUGGCUUCAAGGCCCUUUAAGUUCAAAUAGCAGCCUCUUUGAUUUGGAUCAACUUCAAAGACUCAAUCUUGCAUACAACAACUUCAAUUCUUCAAUCAUUCCUUCAAGAUUUUCACAGCUUUCAAGGGACUAUUCCAUCCUCAAUUGGGAAUCUUUCCCAUUUGGUAAAUUUGGAUUUUCAAUUCACCAACCUUACUGGUCAACUUCCAUCCACUUUUGGAAAUCUUUCCAAACUUGAAGACUUGUCCUUGUCCUACAAUAGUUUUAGUGGCAAGCUUCCAAGUACAAUGGGGAAUCUGGUGAAGCUCAAGAGCAUUUAUCUUGAUCAUGCUGGAUUUACAGGUGAACUACCUUCAACCCUUGGUAACCUCAGACAACUUGAGUUUUUAGAUGUUGUGGGAAAUGGAAUCAACGGGCGAAUUCCAUUGUCGGUUGUGAACCUCACUCGGUUAACAACUUUGUACCUUCAUUACAAUGGUUUGAAUGGUGAGUUGCCACUAGGAUUGACAAACUUAACCAAACUUAAGUCCUUAGGUAUCUCAUAUAAUGCAUUGAGUGGAGCCAUUCCUUCAUCUUUGUUUACAAUGCCUUCUUUGAGUGAGGUUCUUCUAAAUGAAAAUCAGUUCACAGGUCCCUUAACCAUCCACAACAAUGUCACUUCAUCACAAUUGACCUCUCUCUCUUUAAGUUCAAACAAGUUAAAUGGCCCAAUUCCAAAUUCUUUGUUUAAGUUGAAGAGCUUAGUUUCACUUUCCCUUGAUUCAAACAACUUCAAUGGUACAAUUAAGCUAAACAUGUUCUCAAAGCUAAGAAAUCUUCAGAGCCUUUACCUUUCACAAAAUAGUUUGUCUGUAACAUACAUGUACUCAAAUUCAACCCUUCUUCCCAAACUAUUUUCUUUAGGCUUGGCUUCAUGUAACAUGAGUGGUAAAUUUCCUUACUUCUUGAAAAACCAAAAUGAGUUAAUGUUCUUAGACAUAUCCAACAACCGAAUUGAAGGUGAAAUUCCCAACUGGUUUAUCAACAUGAGUGUUGAGAAUCUUAACCAUUUGAAUUUUUCUCACAACCAUAUUACUCAUUGGGAAACACCUCAGUUUAUUCUUCCAUGGACUAACUUGAAAAUUCUUGAUUCAAGUUUCAACAAGCUGCAAACUUCGCUUGUUGUGCCACCAGUGUCCAUACAAUACUUCUUUAUGUCAGAAAACAGAAUGAGUGGAGGAAUUUCUGAUAUGUUUUGUGACUUUGUUGAUCUUGUUGUUCUUGAUGUGUCCAACAAUCACUUAAAUGGAACUAUUCCAUCAUGUUUGACUAGCUUCAGCACUGAGCUAUCCAUGUUGAGCUUGAAAGGAAACAAUUUUCAUGGAAAAAUUCCUCAAACAUUUUUGGAUGGAAACAAGUUGAUGACAUUGGACCUCAGUCACAACCAAUUUCAAGGCAAAGUUCCGAAAUCGUUGAUCAAAUGUAAGGCAUUAGAAGUUCUUAAUCUUGGACACAAUCAGUUAAGUGACAGAUUCCCAUUUUGGCUCCAAAAUCUUCCCGAGUUGCAAGUUCUUGUGUUGCGUUCCAACAACUUUUCGGGUCCAAUAUGGCAAAGAAAAAUGAUUGUAGGCUUUGCCAAGUUGAGAAUUGUAGACCUCUCUUUCAACAAUUUCAAUGGAAGAUUACCAUUUGACUACUUUAAGAAUUGGAGGGCCAUUAAUAACGAAAUUCCUAGAUCGAACAACUCGAAGCCUUUGUACAUGGAGAGAAAGGAAGAUUACUACCAAAACUCAGUGACACUAAUGAACAAAGGGUCAGAAAUGAAACUUAUGAAGAUCUUGACAAUCUUCACAUCUAUUGAUCUCUCAAACAACCAUUUUCAUGGUGAGAUUCCAACAAGUAUAGGAGAUCUUCCAUCAUUGAUUGUGCUCAAUCUUUCAAGUAACAAUUUUGAAGGCCAAAUCAUGUCUUCCUUGGGGAAUCUUAAGCAACUCGAAUCGUUGGAUCUGUCCAAAAACAAGCUUUUCGGUACAAUUCCUAGAGAGUUGGCUAGUCUCACAUUCCUUUCAUAUCUUAACCUUUCACAAAACCAACUCACAGGGCCAAUCCCACAAGGUGGACAAAUGGCUACAUUUCAAAAUUCUUCUUUUCAAGGAAAUGUAGGCUUGUGUGGCUUUCCAUUGUCAAUGAAAUGUGAACAAAGCAAUGAUGAGAAGCCUAGUAGUAGUGACCAAGAACAUGAAUCUAGUGAGAAUGGUUUCACUUGGAGAUCUGUGAUGGUUGGAUAUGGAAGUGGUUUUGUUGUUGGAGCUAUUGGUGGAUAUUUCAUCAUAUCAAAGAAACCAAAUUGGGUCACAAGAAUUUAUGGGAGAAAGUUUUAGUAUUGAUUGAUAUUCUACUAUAAUAAAUACUCUGAAAUGUUUGUUGUUAAUUAAUGUUUUCAUGUCUAGGUUGUUGAUCUCUUAAUCAGAUCAAUUUUAGAAUAAUUGUAUAUGUCUAAGUAAUAUGAAUUUUUCCCAAAUGUAAUAUGAAAUAUUAGUAUAUCCUUUUAUAUACUAAAUUUAUAGUUAUAUAAAUGUAUAUAAGGGAUUGUCCAAAAACAAUGUGAAACUCCUCCAAAUGAAAGAGACCCAAUAACACUCUUCAUAAUUCCAAACCAAAUAGUAGUUUAUUUAAUUAGAUAAGAAUAAAGUAUUAAUAAAUAUAUUAUAGAGAGAGAAAGAAGAAUUGGCUUCUUAUGGGAAAGAGUUUCUUUAAAAAUAUAACAACAUAACAACCCCAUUCACAUAACAAAACAAACAAACAAAAUUAAUAAUGAAUAAAUCACUAACAAAAAAGAUUAAUAAAAAAAAUAACUUCUUUUUUAUAAUGUUAGUAAAUAAUAUUUGAAUGUUAUUGGUGUUGAGUAUUGUGUUGAUCAUCAAAUCCGACGUAUAAUCAUGGUGCAUUUCUUCCCAAGCCAACGAAUACCUUUCUUGAAAGAAAUUUUAACAUUGGCUUCAGCACUGUACAACUUAUAAGAAGUAAUCCGACGUUGUCUCUUCAUCUCAGGCUCAUUCCACCACCACUUGAGAGAUUGAGAAGAAGAGGAUGAUGAAGACGACCUCUUUGAUGAUACCUUCAAAACCCCGUGUUUUGAAGAAGAAAGAGUUUUCGACGAUGGAUUAUAAUUAUGAUUAUGAUUAUUAGACCAACCUGUGUAUGCUAUGUUCUUCUCUAUAUUUCUACUUCCAACACCAUUGGAACGAUGUCGGAUUGUCUCUCCCAUCUGCUCUUCUCCUUCUCUCUCUCUCUCUUAACCAAUAAUUUUUUUUCUUGGUUUGGAGAGAGU
Molecule: messenger RNA, 3323 nt
Organism: Cannabis sativa
Lineage: Eukaryota; Viridiplantae; Streptophyta; Magnoliopsida; Rosales; Cannabaceae
Product: receptor-like protein 19
Exons: 2
Coding region: 301-2373 (690 amino acids)
Molecular function (GO): protein binding
Source: RefSeq, a predicted model, not a curated record